AUGGAGCCGCCGGCCGCUGGUACUAGUUCUCCAGGACUUAUAGGUGCUACACCGUUGUUGCCACCUCCAAUGUUAAGUGGCAUACCACCACCAAUACCUCCAGCAGUGGCAAUGCCUCCUAUUCCUGGAAUGCCUGGGAACAUGCCAGGCUUGCAGCCACCUAUGGGUUUUCCUCCGAUCAUACCUCCAUUUUCUAUGCCUCCUCCUGGGUUUCCACCCUUUAAAGCGGACCUUGUAGCACCAGCCCCAGAGGUUACACCAACUGUAAACCAAAGCAGUCCAUGGUCAGAACAUAAAGCACCAGAUGGCCGCACUUAUUAUUACAACUCUGUCACAAAACAGAGUUUAUGGGAAAAGCCUGAUGAUUUAAAAACUCCUGCUGAGAAGCUUUUGUCAUCUUGUGUUUGGAAAGAGUACACAACAGAUGCAGGAAGAGUGUAUUAUCAUAAUAUAGAGACUAAGGAAUCUAGUUGGGUUAUUCCUAAAGAACUGCAAGAGAUAAAGGAUAAGAUUGCUGCAGAAGAAGCUGCACAGACAGUAUUAAAUGCAGACGUACCUCCUGGUGAAGUCCCUCUUCCAGCAUCUCCAGCUACUGCUCCAACAUCAGGCAGCUCUGCUUUAGAUGAAGCUAUGGCGAAAACCUUAGCUGCCAUUGACCCUAAUUUGGCUAAUAACAUUCCUAUUCCAGAAGAAAUAAAGCCAGAAGAAAUUGCGGCACCGCCUCCUUUAACUAGCACUGAUAGUAAUGAACCAACGCCUGAAUUACAGUACAAGGAUAAAAAAGAGGCAAUUGAGGCUUUUAAAGAAUUAUUGAGGGACAGGAAUGUGCCUUCAAAUUCAUCUUGGGAGCAAUGCGUUAAGAUUAUUUCAAAAGACCCUCGUUAUGCGACUUUCAAAAAACUGAAUGAAAAGAAACAAGCAUUCAACGCAUAUAAAACGCAAAAGUUAAAGGAUGAAAGAGAAGAGCAGAGGUUAAAAACAAAGAAGAACAGAGAAAAUCUUGAGGAGUUUUUGCUUAGUUGCGACCGUGUGACAUCUUUGACAAAGUACUACAAAUGUGAAGAAAUGUUUAGCAAUCUGGAGAUAUGGCGAUGCGUACCAGAUUCGGACCGAAGAGAUAUAUUUGCAGACUGUAUUUACACUAUUGCAAAACGUGAAAAAGAAGAAGCAAAGGCAUUGAAAAAGAGGAACAUGAAAAUGUUGGCACAAGUGCUGGAAAAUAUGAACGAAAUCACAUAUAGUAGCACGUGGAGUGAAGCCCAAGUGUUGCUUUUGGAGAAUUCAGCGUUUAAGAAUGAUGUUAGUUUGUUAGGAAUGGAUAAAGAAGAUGCACUUAUAGUUUUUGAACAGCACAUCAGAAACUUGGAGGCUGAAUAUUUACAGGAAAAAGAGCAGAUCAAAAAAAGAAACAAACGUCAGCAGAGAAAAAACAGAGACAACUUUUUGGCAUUAUUGGACAGUCUCCAUGAAGAAGGCAAGUUAACGUCAAUGUCUUUGUGGGUAGAGCUUUACCCAGUGAUCUCAUCCGACAUUCGUUUCUCUGCUAUGCUAGGUCAGAGUGGAUCAACGCCAUUAGAUCUGUUCAAGUUCUACGUGGAGAACUUAAAGGCGCGUUUCCAUGAUGAAAAGAAGGUGAUAAAGGAAAUACUGAAGGAGAAGGAGUUUGAAGUGAAACCCGACACUACUUUUGAAGAGUUCGCGACUAUCGUGUGUGAAGACAGCAAAUCUGCGUCGUUGGAUGCUGGCAAUGUUAAGCUCACAUACAACUCGCUGUUAGAAAAGGCAGAGGCAAGGAACAGAGAGAAAUUAAAAGAGGAGUCAAAAGCACAGAAGAAAAUAGAGUGUGCGUUUAAAUGGGCACUAAGUGACGCAAAUAUUGAUCACCAGCUUUCUUGGAGUGAAGUCAAAGAGAAACUCGACCUAAGUGCUCCUGAAUUUGCUGCAGUCCCUAACGAGGAAGAUCGCAUUAGGGUAUAUAAGGACUUCCAGCAUGAACAGGAGGAAAGCUGUAUGCACUACCAUCAUCCAAAAGCGUGCAAAUCCAAGAAAUCUAAGAAAAAGAAACGCACGCGUUCAGCAUCUUUGAAGUCGCGGUCGGGUUCCGCGUCGCGGUCCGCGUCGCCGGACAGCGCCAGCUGGAGCUCGGACGAGCGUCGCCACCGCAGGCCCAAGAAGAAGCACCGCAAGCACGACCCGCCGCCGAAAUCGCCUUCGCCGGAAGAGGGCGGCAUAUCUGAGGAAGAACCGUCUCGGCACAAGGGCAAGAAAUCUAAACGCAGUGCACCCAGCAGCGGCGACGAACACGAGCAUGCACACAAGCCUAAGAAGAAGAAGGACAAAAAGGAAAAGAAAGAUAAAUCGGGCGGAUCUGGUGUAUGGAGCGACGCGGAGCUGGAGUCCAGGCGCGCCGCCCUGCUGGCACAGCUGCACGAGCACGAGGCCGACUGA
Messenger RNA from Parnassius apollo (apollo), 2448 nucleotides. NCBI's taxonomy places the organism in Eukaryota, Metazoa, Arthropoda, Insecta, Lepidoptera, Papilionidae. The record is from the annotation of a GenBank genome assembly.